AUGUGGGCCGCUACGCCAACCGAACCUAUCCGGAUGUUUGGCAUGGCCGCGCUCGCUGCUGUGAUGUUUUACGCGGAGGACAUUGUUGACUGGCUCGAUUGCUGUAAACUUAAACUAAACCAGUUCCGAACAAUCUCGUUGCUCAACGUCGAGGGAAAAAUAUUCUUUGCCAUCCUUGCAAGAAGACUCACAUCUUUCCUGACAGGCAACGCAUACAUCAACACCUCGGUCCAGAAGGGAGGAGUUCCCGGUUUCUCCGGCUGCAUAGAGCACACCAGUGCUAUCACACAGCUAAUAAAUGAGGCGAUGAAAGGGAGGAAGGAUCUCACUGUAGUUUGGCUCGACUUGGCCAACGCAUACGGGUCCAUUCCACACCAGCUCAACUAUACAGCCCUCCGAUACUACCAUGUGGACGGCCACAUUCAGAAAAUCAUCACCAGUUACCUGGAUGGAAUCAAGCUCCGGUUUACUGUUGGUGACCAGCUAACCAGAUGGCAGAAGUUGGAGAAGGGAAUCGUUACCGGCUGCACAGUUUCCGUGGUGCUCUUCAUCAUGGGGAUGAACCUGCUGAUAAAUGCUGCCCAACGUGAGACACGUGGACCAAAGACAGAGUCAGGAAUCUAUCUCCCAUCUAGCAGAGGCUUCAUGGAUGACCUCACAUUGACGACAACAACACACGUCCAAGCUAGAUGGAUGUUGACAGCCCUGACGGAUGUCGCUUCAUGGGGAAGAAUGAAGUUCAAAGCAGCAAAAUCCAGAUCUCUUGUCAUAAAGAAAGGACAGACAACAGAGAGGUUCAAACUCUACGUACAGAACGAAGAGAUUCCUUCCAUAGUGACGAGUCCAAUAAAAUGCCUGGGCAAGUGGUUUGAUGCAAGCCUACAAGAUCGCGACAAUGUUAAGAACUUAAAGCAACAGGUAGAGGAGGGCCUCAAGAAGAUAGACCGCUGCGGACUACCCGGCAAGUUCAAAGCCUGGCUUUACCAGCAUGCACUGCUCCCAAGACUUAUCUGGCCGUUGAUGCUUUACGAAGUACCCAGCACAACAGUGGAAGCCCUGGAGAGAAUCACUAGUCGACACCUCAGGAAGUGGCUAGGAGUUCCACCCAGCUUUACCAGUAUUGGACUCUAUGGGAAGAGUAACAAGUUACAGCUCUCGCUAUCUUCACUGGUAGAAGAGUUCAAGACAGCAAAAGCAAGACUUGUGUUGACCUUGAGGGACUCUCCGGACGAGUUCAUCCGUGAGGCAGGGAUCCAAACCCGAACGAGCAGGAAAUGGUCAGCGACAGAGUCUGUGAGCCAGGCAGAGAACACGCUCAAGCACAAAGACAUUGUCGGAGUGACUGCAGUUGGACGUGAAGGAAUUGGUGCGAGAAAGGUGGUGCUGUGUAGCCGAUCAGACCAGAAAGAGAGGCGAGCGAUGAUUCAGUCUGAGGUCAGGAGGGCGGAAGAAAAUGCCAGACAAGCAAGGGCUGUGGAGAUGGGAGCGCAGGGAGCAUGGACCACGUGGAAUACCGCAGACAGGAAGUUGACCUGGGAAGACAUCUGGAAGUAUGAGCCUUUUCGGUUUUCCUUUCUCCUCAGGUCUCUCUAUGACCUACUACCAUCCCCAGCGAACUUGUGCCGAUGGGGACUCACAGCAGAGCCAAAAUGCAGCCUGUGUGACAGAGUAGGCACCCUAGAGCAUGUUCUGUCAUCUUGUAGUACAGCACUGACACAGGGAAGAUAUAGAUGGAGGCACGACUUGGUCCUCAGAGAGUUGGCUGACUGGCUAGAGAAGGAAAGGAAGAAGGAACAUGGUAAUCACCCCCGCCAUGGGCACAUCGCUUUUGUCAAAUCGGGUGAGACCGUUAAGACACAGAAACAAACAAAAGCAUCAAUUCUUGAUGGCUCUAGAGACUGGAAGAUGGACGUUGACCUUGAUAGAAGGCUUGUUUUCCCAAACGUGGUUCAAACGACCCUACGACCAGAUAUUGUACUGUGGUCAGAGACAGGAAAGAAGCUCGUCACCAUAGAGCUGACAGUACCAUGGGAGGCAAGAUGUGAAGAGGCCUACGAGCGGAAGAAGGCCAAGUACACAGAACUGAUGGAUCUGUGCAAGCAACAAGGCUGGCGAACUUGGCUAUUUCCCGUGGAAGUUGGCGUUAGAGGAUUCUGUUCCCAGUCCGUGCACAGGCUGAUGACAGCAUUAGGAACAACUGGCAGGGAGAGACGAGUGGCUAUCCAGAGACUGAGCCAAGCAGCCGAACAAGCAUCAAGCUGGCUGUGGCUGAGGCUUAGAGAAAGUUUUGCAAGCAACGCAUACAUCAACACCUCGGUCCAGAAGGGAGGAGUUCCCGGUUUCUCCGGCUGCAUAGAGCACACCAGUGCUAUCACACAGCUAAUAAAUGAGGCGAUGAAAGGGAGGAAGGAUCUCACUGUAGUUUGGCUCGACUUGGCCAACGCAUACGGGUCCAUUCCACACCAGCUCAUCUAUACAGCCCUCCGACACUACCAUGUGGACGGCCACAUUCAGAAAAUCAUCACCAGUUACCUGGAUGGAAUCAAGCUCCGGUUUACUGUUGGUGACCAGCUAACCAGAUGGCAGAAGUUGGAGAAGGGAAUCGUUACCGGCUGCACAGUUUCCGUGGUGCUCUUCAUCAUGGGGAUGAACCUGCUGAUAAAUGCUGCCCAACGUGAGACACGUGGACCAAAGACAGAGUCAGGAAUCUAUCUCCCAUCUAGCAGAGGCUUCAUGGAUGACCUCACAUUGACGACAGUAACACACGUCCAAGCUAGAUGGAUGUUGACAGCCCUGACGGAUGUCGCUUCAUGGGGAAGAAUGAAGUUCAAAGCAGCAAAAUCCAGAUCUCCUGUCAUAAAGAAAGGACAGACAACAGAGAGGUUCAAACUCUACGUACAGAACGAAGAGAUUCAUUCCAUAGUGACGAGUCCAAUAAAAUGCCUGGGCAAGUGGUUUGAUGCAAGCCUACAAGAUCGCGACAAUGUCAAGAACUUAAAGCAACAGGUAGAGGAGGGCCUCAAGCAGAUAGACCGCUGCGGACUACCCGGCAAGUUCAAAGCCUGA
Messenger RNA from Dreissena polymorpha, 3066 nucleotides. RefSeq lists its product as uncharacterized. The record is from RefSeq and is a predicted model, not a curated record. Lineage: Eukaryota; Metazoa; Mollusca; Bivalvia; Myida; Dreissenidae. The transcript is spliced from 3 exons. Bases 1 to 3066 code for a protein of 1021 amino acids.